Molecule: messenger RNA, 6030 nt
Organism: Pygocentrus nattereri (red-bellied piranha)
Lineage: Eukaryota; Metazoa; Chordata; Actinopteri; Characiformes; Serrasalmidae
Product: histone deacetylase 4-like
Exons: 27
Coding region: 419-3541 (1040 amino acids)
Biological process (GO): chromatin organization; negative regulation of transcription by RNA polymerase II
Cellular component (GO): histone deacetylase complex
Molecular function (GO): histone deacetylase activity
Source: RefSeq, a predicted model, not a curated record
CCGUGGACCGACACGCCGUUUCAUGGGCUGUUAUAACCUGUCAUAUCGCCCGGACAGCCAUUUUUGUAGUCCGCGAAGCAUGUGAUGCUCGUAUCCGCAUCCUGGGUGUCUGUUCUGUAGGCAGCAGUGGUGCGGUCCCUCCUGCCUCUUCAGCACACAGGGCAGGCUCGCCACACGUGAUUCCUUAAUCAAAAAUCCAGUAUGGCGGAAUCUGACAGCGGACGUUGCUAUCGCUACUGCACUUCGCACGAGGACUGAAGCGAGCUGGGCUCUCCGUGCGGGAAAAACCCUCCGUCCCCCGCGAUAAGGUGAAUUCAACAGUUCAUCCCUGACAAGUGUUUUCUGGUCUCUGAACCUCAUAGCUCAACUGCUUCUGUAUCCAACAUUCAAAGGAAAAGACUGUUCUGCCAUCAUUACAAUGACCUCUCACAGUCACUCAGAUUCACAGAUGGAGCAGCCUGUUGAGCUCCUGAAGCCAUCAGCCUUUGACCACAUUCCCACAGUUGACCUGAGCUCUGCUCUGCCUCUGAGAGUUCCCCCAGCAGCCAUUCCAAUGGACCUGCGUGUGGAUCAGUCUCCUGGCGCUGGUUCGGGCUCUGGCGCGGGUCUGGUCUCAGACGCAGUGGACCCGGGAGUGCGAGAGCAGCAGCUGCAGCAGGAGCUCCUGGCACUGAAACAUAAGCAGCAGGUCCAGCGGCAGCUUCUCAUCGCAGAGUUUCAGCGGCAGCACGAGCAGCUCUCGCGCCAGCAUGAAGCCCAGCUGCAGGAGCACAUCAAGCAUCAACAGGAGCUGUUGGCUCUUCAGCAUCAACAGGAGCUGCUAGAGCACCAGAGGAAGAUGGAGAAGCACCGUGUGGAGCAGGAGCUGGAGAAACAGCAGCGAGAACAGAAACUCCAGCUCCUCAAGAACAAAGAGAGGGGACAGGAGAGUGCAGUGGCCAGUACAGAGGUAAAAAUGAGACUACAGGAGUUUGUGCUGAAUAAGAAGAAAGCACUCGCCCAGCGCAACCUGAACCACUGCAUAACCAACAACCCACGCUACUGGUAUGGGAAAACCCAGCACAGUUCUCUGGACCAGAGCUCUCCUCCUCAAACUGGCAUGUCUGCUUAUAACCACCCAACUGUGGGUGUCUAUGACUCCAAGGACUUCCCACUCCGCAAGACAGCAUCGGAACCGAACCUGAAGGUGCGCUCUCGUCUGAAGCAGAAGGUUACAGAGAGGCGGAGUAGUCCACUGCUGCGCAGGAGAGACAACCCCAAUAGCACUGCCAAGAAACGCUCUUUGGACAUGGCAGAUUCUGCAUGUAGCAGUGCCCCAGGAUCAGGCCCCAGCUCCCCCAACAACAGUUCACACAGCAACCUGUGUGAGAAUGGCAUCAGUGUGGCUGUCUCCAGCAGCUCAGCAGAGUCAUCUCUAGCAAACAGGCUAACUGGACGUGAUGGCUCAGUGAGCCAGUUAUCUCUGUACACAUCUCCUUCUCUACCCAACAUCACUCUGGGCCUGCCAGCCACAGCUACCAAUAAUGUGACAUCUACCCAGCAGGACAGCGAACGUAUGUCCGUGACCAAUUUACCCAUUACCACUCCGUUCUUGGCCACCUCCCACCUGCCCUCUUACUUGGGCACUUCUGAUUCACCCAAUUCACACAAUGCCCUGCUGCAGCACAUGGUUCUUUUGGAGCAAUCAGCCACACCGAGUCCCUUAGCCACAGGCAUAGGUGCCCUUCCUCUGCAGCCUCCUGCCCUGCACAAGCUGAGGCAGCACCGACCACUGGGCCGCACUCAGUCCGCCCCUCUCCCCCAGAGCAACCAGGCGCUCCAGCAGCUGGUGGUCCAGCAGCAGCACCAGCAAUUCCUGGAGAAACAUAAGCAGCAGUUCCAGCAGCUUCACAUCAACAAGAUACUGACAAAGCCUGGUGAGGUGGGAAGGCAGCAUCAGAGCCACCCUGAAGAGACAGAGGAGGAGCUUAGGGAGCAACAGGACUCUGCCCAGGGGGAGGGUCUGCCACUGAGUGUCAUUAUCAAGCAGGAACCCCCAGACCCCCAGGAGGAUGAACGACAGGAAGAGCAAGAGUUACUCUUCAGACAGCAGGCGCUCUUGCUGGAGCAGCAAAGGAUUCAUCAGCUGAGGAACUACCAGGCCUCCAUGGAGGCUGCUGGCCUGUCAGUCAGUUUCCCCGGGCACCGCCCGCUCUCCAGGGCCCAGUCAUCUCCUGCAUCAGCUUCCUUCAUCACUGCACAGGAGCCGCCCUCUAAACCCCGCUUCACUACAGGUCUUGUGUAUGACUCACUAAUGCAGAAGCAUCAAUGUAUGUGUGGAAACACCAACACACACCCAGAGCAUGCAGGUCGCAUACAGAGCAUCUGGUCCCGACUGCAAGAAACAGGCCUACGCGGGCAGUGUGAGUGUAUUAGAGGAAGGAAAGCUACUCUAGAGGAACUGCAGACAGUCCACUCAGAGGCUCAUGUCAUGCUGUAUGGUACCAACCCUCUGCGGCAGAAACUGGACAGCUCUGUGAUAUCCAUGUUUGUCAGACUGCCUUGUGGUGGAAUUGGGGUGGACAGUGACACUAUCUGGAACGAAGUGCACUCUUCCAGUGCAGCACGUCUAGCUGUUGGCUCAGUGGUUGAGCUUGUGUUCAAAGUGGCAUCAGGAGAACUGAAGAAUGGCUUUGCUGUGGUGCGGCCUCCUGGACACCAUGCUGAGGAGAGUACUCCAAUGGGCUUCUGUUACUUUAACUCAGUUGCCAUAGCAGCUAAGCUCUUACAGCAAAGGCUCAAUGUCAGCAAAAUACUGAUUGUUGACUGGGAUGUACACCAUGGCAAUGGCACUCAACAGGCUUUCUAUGAUGAUCCCAACGUUCUUUACAUCUCUCUCCAUCGCUAUGAUGAUGGUAACUUCUUUCCUGGAAGUGGAGCUCCUGAUGAGGUGGGAAGUGGUCUAGGUGUGGGCUUCAACGUGAACAUUGCCUUCACUGGGGGGCUGGAUCCACCAAUGGGGGAUGCUGAAUACUUGUCUGCUUUCAGGACGGUGGUGAUGCCUAUUGCAAAUGAGUUUGCUCCAGAUGUUGUGCUGGUAUCCGCAGGCUUUGAUGCUGUGGAGGGACACCCACCUCCACUGGGAGGCUACAAAGUCACAUCCAAAUGUUUGGGUUACCUCACAAAACAACUGAUGGGCCUGGCAGGAGGGCGUGUGGUACUGGCCCUGGAGGGAGGUCAUGACCUCAGAGCCAUAUGUGAUGCCUCAGAGGCCUGUGUGUCUGCUCUCCUGGGAAAAGAGUUGGACCAACUCUCCCCAGAUCUCCUAAAGCAGAGGCCCAAUGCAAACGCUGUGAGCUCAAUGGAAAAAGUUCUAGAAACACAGAGUAAGUACUGGAGGUCAGUUCAGCGAUACAUAUCCUCAGUGGGCUACUCUCUGCUGGAGGCUCAGCGGUGUGACUCAGAAGAGAAUGAGACUGUCAGCGCCAUGGCCUCUCUGUCUGUAGCAACCAUGGAGAAAAGGACUGAGGAUGAGCCCAUGGAAGAAGAGCCGCCACUGUAAUGGUGCUGCAAAUUGGAUUCAAGCCUGAUCCCUACACUACACUUGUGAGGUCUUCAGGAUCUCUCCGUGUUUCCUUUUGUCUCCCCUGGCUGAGGGCAGUGUUAGACAGCCCAGAGGGCAGUGAGAAGGGGGCAACAGGGCAGAAAGCCUAACUAGAAAUGUUAGCGCUGAUAGCCCACUAGCACUGUGGCCCCACGCAAUGCGUACAAGUUGCAGAGACUCGAGAUGUUUAUUGGAGGCGCCUAUGAUGGUGACCAUAACCAACCAACAGCCUGUUGCACGUGUUGUGGCCCAUUAUUUUCAGCCAGUAGUUUACCAAUCAGACCGAAAAGAAGAGAGGAUUAUGGACAGAGGGAUGGAAAUUGAGGUGUAAAAGAGAGGUGAAGGGUCCAGCUACCCUUCUGAGGCAAAACGACAGCCGUUUUACAUAUGACACUAGACUUUUUUUGCGCAGCUCUAGCUUGUUAACCUCCGUAGUAAAGCAUAGGGACUGCAGACGAGUGAAGCGUUUUCACCACAAGAUGGUGCUGUGUCUCAUUGCCACCUCUAAGGUUCAGAAGUGGUUUUAACCACACAAGCGUGUGUGCCUUUAUUGAGAGCUGGUGGAUUUUAGGAAGAAAUCUAAGGAGCUCUGCCUUAAAUCAUUUUUUUUUUCAAAGAGAAAAAGGACAUUAUCCAUCAUUUGGGUGGAUUCCAGUGGAUGGCGAACAAGCUUGCAAAUGGCAGAAAUCCUUUUCAGCAUGUUUACGUGGACAGUGGUGUGGACUAUUAAGUCUAACCAGUAAAAUGUCUAGAACUGACUUAACCUUUCCUUUUCCUCAGUGAUGUGCUGUACAAAUGCUUCAAACGGUAGUCGCCAGUAAAACUGUAGAACUUACCGUCAUGACAAGAAGUUUAUAAUAUUGAGCCCAGCUCAGCGAGUCACUCAGUGUAGCGUAAGAUGGCCAUCAUUUUCCAGAAACAAUUUAUUAACUGGCAUGUGCAUCACAAGAGAAAAGUCAGCUGCAAAAUUGAAACGCACUGAAGACUAAUUGAUAUGACAGUGAAGAAGAAAAAAAGGUCUAACCAAAGCAUGGGUUUGCAUCCUGUUUUGCAACACUAUUUUAAACUCAAUCUUGUGGACUUGUUCCUGUGCUGUCACAGAAGACUCAUUUGGUCACCAAAGGAAACUCACAGCUGACAUUACACUUUUAAACAGAGUUUCAGAAGCAAAGGUCCAGAAACUGCCAUACAACAUAUCAGUUCCAUCUCCUUAAUAUUAGUAUUGGAAUUAAUCAACAGCAGAAAAAACAAAAGGACAAUCAAAAAAGUCAAAAAGUGCUUGUUUGUUCUGAAGACCCCUAAGCAUGAGAAUGAAACAGUAAUAACAGGUUUAUUACAGCAUGCAUGAUUACGUAUCUUGUUUUAAGUCUAGAGUUUGCACUUGAGUUUGACUUCCUUUGAGCCGGCGACGACUUUCCACGAGGGCUUGCUCCCGAAAGACUGAACAGGUUGGCUCACUACCAUAAAUACGAACUCAUCAUACCUUGUACAUUUGAACUUCUUAGUUACAUUAGAGUCAUAUCGAUAUUGUUAACAUUACAACCUUCGUAUGUUUUGUACAUUUAUUUGCAAUUACUCCUGUUUUGUACAAUUUUUCUUCAUUCCAGUUCCACAUUUUCCCAUUUGUACUUUACAUUGUUUUUAAUAUAUAUAUUUUUAACUUAUUCUUUGUGUAGAUGGAUUCUAUUUUAUUUUGCUGUUACUUGUACAGUAUACAUUUGGUACCAUGUACUUUAAUAUCAUGUGAUGAACACCUGGUUUAUGAUCUGCUCAUGGCCAUUUCUAUUUUGUACAUUUUCUCACAAGGACUGACUGUGUACUUCAUGUUCUGUUCAUAGAAAAUUUCUAUAUGAAAGAAAAUAUAUCAUGAAUAUGAAGCAAACUGACUUUUCUCAUUAUGAACGUUCAUGUAGGACUUCUUUAUGAAGCAUUAUUGAGUAUAUUUGAUAUCAGCUGAUUACUAUGUUUGUAUCAUAGUUGAAUGGCAUUUGGGUGUACUCCCCGGUGUAAUCACGGCUAAACUGUGAACAGUGCAACUCACUUUAUUUGAACCUACUGUCAUUUGUGUGAAAGUUCACACGCAAACAAACGCUACAGUACUCGCUUUGCUAAUUCUGACCCCUGUUAGUCUCCACUCCAGGGAACGGUUCUUUCAGCCAUGUAGUUGGUGAAAAGAACAUGGUAAAACAAACUCAUAAUUAAAUGCUGAUUCUGAUCUGUGAGCUAAAACUUGUAUGUAUGGACGCAACGUUUAUGUAACAGGCAUUCUCAAGGGAGCAUAGUAGGUCGAAACGAAUCAGAAAAUAUUUCAUGUUGACUUUUUACGUAUCGCAUGAAUUUAAUCUACUGGAUAACAGGAAACAAGUGAUCAGUAAUGCAUGUUGUCCAUGUCAAAGUUUGUUUACGUGCACAAAUAAAAGGCACUAAUAGUGGUUUUGGAAUCACAA